GCCGCAGUUGAUUCUCUCUUGUAAUAACAGGCAUACUAAUAUCUUCACUUGUUUUCAGAGACAAUUAAGUGUAGCUGAAAUACGCCAUUGCCGAAUUCACCAAUUCGAUAAUCAGAAAAGUUCAAUCAUCUAUAACCUAUUGAUUUUGAUUAUUUGAUUAUAUUUCACAAUAUCUGAUUAUAUCUUCACGUCUGCAACUUCAAGGUAUAGAUCGUCAAUUUCAUUUACAUUUAUUUCGCUUUCCAGAUUGUACAGAUAACAUUCUCAUUUAUCAGGUUUCAAAUACAUUUAUCUUCAUACUAAAAUGUCUUCCAUUGAUCCAGAAACGCCAACAGUGGAUGAAACAUCUAGAAACGCCACUGAAGAUCCAACCAGCGCCAGCCCAGUAGUAGCAGAUGACGAAGUAGUCUUGCCCAAGGUGGAUGUCGAUAAGUUGAAGGCUGAGUUUCAAGACAAGGCUAGAACCUACUUGGUGGAACAAAGCAGCCAUGUGGUGAUACCUUCUUUCUCGAAGUGGUUUUCAUUGGAUUCCGUGCACAGUAUUGAAAAGAAGCUGUUUCCAGACUUUUUCACCGACUCGGCCGUCAAAUCCGUCUACAAAACCGAAGAAGUAUACACCAACAUUAGAGAUUUCAUGGUUAACGUCUACCGUUUGAAUCCCAGAGAGUACUUGACUGUUACAGCUGUGAGAAAGAACUUAGCCGGAGACGUUACAUCCAUUAUCAGAGUGCACCAAUUCUUGGAAAAGUGGGGAAUCAUCAACUACCAGAUUGAUCCUAGAACAAAGCCUUCUCUUGUAGGUCCCCAGUACACGGGCCAUUUCCAGAUUACCUUGGAUACUCCCUCGGGUUUAGUACCAUAUAUUCCUGAAAAUGCUGUAGUUGUAGGCAGUGAAAAGAAGACUGAGUCUGUGGCUGUAGCUGGGUCUAACGGUGUUUUGCCUUCUCCUACUCCUUCUUCUCCUGAAACUGACGCUAAGAAACCGCUUCCGUUCAAUUUGGAAGUUAGACGUAAUGUCUAUGCCUCUGGCUCCAAAAAGUCAUCAUAUAGACCAAACAAUACGGUGCAAUACUUCUGUAACAUUUGCGGUAAGGAUGCUACCGAGAUCAGAUACCACAAUCUCAAAAUCAAGACCUAUGUCCACAAUCCUAGUUCUACUAUAAAUAACGCCAGCAUCUUGUGUUCGAUCUGCUACAAUGAGGGAUUGUUCCCUCUGAACUUCCAAUCAUCCGACUUCGUCAAGUUGACUAAGAAUUCAGAGUUGGAAGAAUGGACAGAACAGGAAGUCUUACUUUUACUUGAAGGUAUCGAGAUGUUUGGUACAUACGAUGCACCAGCUAUCAAUGGCGGCAUCAACGCCAACAGUAAUGCACAAUGGGAGAAGAUAAGCGAGCAUGUGGGCUCUAAAACGAGAGAGCAAUGCUUGAUAAAAUUCAUACAAUUGCCUAUCGAAGACAAGUACUUGACGAAAUUGGUCUCAAAAGACAAGCCAGUCGACAAGAGUAGCACAGCCAAUAACGAGACGUUGGUUAGUGACAUAGUCAAGAAGCUCAUCCAGGAUGAAGCUGGCAAGGAGUUGUUGAAGAAGCUGUCUAGAGCUAGUCUUGAGGAGGCUGUUCUUGAAGAAACAAACUUGAUUAACCAGAUAAUAGAGUUGACUUUGGAAAAGUUCAACAGCAAGUUGGCCAAGAUCGAGGGUUUGCAAGAAGGUUUGCUCAAGGUGGAAAACCAGUUGAACUUGGAAAGAAAGCAGGUAUUGAUUGAGAGAUGGGUUCAGUUUGAAAAGAUUCAGAAAUUGAAGGCUGAAAAGCCAGAAUUGGCUGAAGUCUUGGAUGAUUUGAUUAAACCUGUAAGAGUCAACGAAAUCAACAAAUCUUUAAACCUCGUAAAACAUGUUGACAAUGCUGACAAGAUGGAAGUCGAUCAACAAGAGAUAAGUCAAGUUGACAGCGACAAGUUACCUAUUAGUGUUGCCAAACCUAAGAGCUACCAGUACUGGUCCGGUUGAUCUAAAAUGGUCAUGUAUUAUUGUCUGUAUAUUACUAAGUAGUUAAUGUAAACUUUUCCCUAUGGAGAUACCUCUAUCCAAUAGAUGUGAUAUCGCUUCAUUCUUCGACUAUUUGUAAAUCACUUCUUUCUUCCUCUGUGUUUGGAACGAGUUGGCUCUAACUUCAAGUUUUCGAUUUCCUGCUUGAAGUAAUCAUCUGGCACAGGCACCGAAGUCGGCGUCUCGAAGUUGAUCAAAUGCGAUUCUUGCUUACCUUCCACAGAAGCUGUAUUAACUAUCAAUGGUGAAGUGCUUUUAGGAGAACUAGGACUCUUUUCAACCUCAGGGAACUUCUCCGGUAACUGGCUAUUGAUAUCAGUGAUGGCAUGGCUAUGGUCAACUCUUGCGAAUUCCGGAUCGAUCAAAUGGCUGUCUAUAUUGAUGGCAGUUUUCAGAUCUCUCUUCCUACGAUCACUGCCUUCAAAGAGCAUAGUAGGAGAUCUAGCAUUCUUCAUAUUCAUUAACGAACUGGAUGUCACCACAGUUUGAACUGAGUUCUGCGUUGCCUUACUACUUGCACUAGGCAGCAUCGAAGACGACUGGAGACUUGGUGGCUGCUUCUUGAUGGAGGGAAGCUUGCUCUUUAGAGAAUAGUAUGAAUCAGUUGGAUUUGGACUCAAGCUUCUACCGUGUCUUGACAACUUUCUGCCUACACCAGGCAAGUCGAGCCUAAGAGCCGAAACUACGGCGCUGUUGGCUGCACUGAGGCUGCUGUAGCUGGUAUGGUUACUAGGAGCAAUAGCAGAUAGAUGUGGACGAUUCAACU
Messenger RNA from Scheffersomyces stipitis CBS 6054, 2813 nucleotides. RefSeq lists its product as uncharacterized. Gene Ontology annotation, molecular function: DNA binding; histone binding. NCBI's taxonomy places the organism in Eukaryota, Fungi, Ascomycota, Pichiomycetes, Serinales, Debaryomycetaceae. The coding region runs from base 305 to 2008 and encodes 567 amino acids. Gene Ontology annotation, biological process: positive regulation of DNA-templated transcription. The record is from RefSeq and is a predicted model, not a curated record. The transcript has a single exon. Gene Ontology annotation, cellular component: SWI/SNF complex.